CCAAAAUCCAGUCCUUCUUGGGGAGGGGAGUGAGACGAGAGCAUUACAAGCGGUUAACAUGGCGCUCGCUGAGGUCUGUGGUAUCGAUUCCUUCAUUAAUUUAAAGAAUCCUCGUAAGGACGAUGAAUUCACCGAGGAACUGGAGUAUGGAAACUUCACAAAUAACAUGGCUCUGGCCAUGCCACCCUUCAGCAACCCAGCUAACUUCUUAGGCCAACUUGCCAGUGGUACGGAUGAGACUGGAAGACACUUAAAAAUCCAGUUCGAUCAUGGAACCACAACAUUGGGUUUCAUGUACCAGGGAGGUAUUGUACUCUCAGUUGACUCUCGAGCCACGGGAGGUCAAUUCAUUGGUUCACAGGUAAUGAAGAAGAUUGUCGAAAUAAACGACUACCUGUUGGGAACUUUGGCUGGUGGUGCAGCUGAUUGCGUUUACUGGGACAGAGUAUUAGCAAAGCAGUGUCGCAUGUAUGAACUGCGUAACAGGUCACGUAUCUCUAUUGCUGCAGCCAGUAAACUAAUGUCAAACAUGGUUUACAACUACAAAGGAAUGGGCCUCAGUAUUGGUAUGAUGAUUGCUGGCUGGGACAAGAGAGGACCUGGCCUAUACUAUGUCGAUUCUGAAGGUACGCGCACACCGGGAAAAGUAUUCAGUGUCGGUUCUGGUUCAGUCUUUGCCUAUGGUGUGCUGGACUCUGGCUACCGCUGGGAUUUGACUGACGAAGAGGCCUAUGAACUUGGCAGAAGAGCUAUCUACCAUGCCACGCACAGAGAUGCCUAUUCUGGUGGUAUCGUAAGAGUUUAUCACAUGAAAUCUACUGGUUGGGUUCACAUUACCGAUCAAGACUGCAAAGAUUUGCAUUACGCGUACGCAGAAGAGAAGAAAGCUGCCGCUCAAUAAUUUAAUUCUAUUUUAUGUGAAGAUUAAAAACUUUUGUAUUAUAUAAUAAAAUUAAUAUUUCUAUUUGAAAAAACUCAGAACUCACUCAAGCGCGACUUCAAAACUCCCGCGCAGGCGUCGUGUUAUAGUUGUUUAUAUCCACAAGCGCGCUGCAGUCUCCCCGGCAGAAUCCUUUUUCCAGGUAUCUCCCUCUCCACCGCAGCGUCGCUCUGUUGGCAACAGAAAAGCGCAUUGAUGCUUUAACGUUCUGUAAGUACAGUCGCUGCAUAUAGAUAUAUACACACACACACACACGUCGGCAAAACAUAUUGAACACCAUUCCGAACUCGAUUCCCGGCGACGUCUCAUCCGAACUCCACGUCAAGAUGUCGAGCACCGAGGAUACGACCCUCAAGGCCGGACAUCCACCCGCAGUCAAGGCCGGCGGCAUGAGGAUAACGCAGCACAAGAAUCCUGAAAAGGAGCGCGAAGUCAAGCCUGCCAAGGAGUCCGAGGAGACUAAGAUUUCGACGAGUCCACCAAAGGCUAUGAUUGUCAGCGGUGUCCAGACCAAAGGACACGCAGAUUUCCCUCCAGAGGCUGUACAGCACUAUCACGACAAGCCAAUUCCAUCUCAUGACAAUCGCUCAGCGCACAACUCGCGUCCCAUUGUAAUCCAGCAACCCAGGAAGUAGAUUAUUCUCUUCUCAACUCCGUUUUAUCUCCAUCAAGGAAUGUUGCUUGAUGAGAUGUGAUACUGUCGUACUGAACUAGGUUUCUUAAUUUUAAGGAUGAUACUACGUAUGAUAGUAUCACAUUUUUUAAAGCAGAACAAUAAUUAUAUGCGCGUGUAUGUCGUCAGUAAGAACUUUGUAAAUGUCAUUUUACAUUUAAGCAGCCUACACUGCAAUAGCUUUGCGCAUACCUUGAUGACUAUUACUCUUUGAAAUUAUAUUCUUAAGAACAGCGAAUUGGUAAAGAUCGAAAGAAGUUCCAAGAAUUGCAAGAGUCUAUCAACUGUUAAAAAAGAAAUUAUUUUUAUCCCGAAAGGCUGUAAGAUUCCACUAAGCAUUUAGAUAUAUAUAUAUAUAUACAUGUUUUGAUUAAAAGAAACUUCAUAAAUUUUUUAUCAUUAUUAAUCUGUUUUCUGCAACUACUGUGUUAUAACAUUACGACAAAGAAAACGAAAGCAAAUACAAAAAAACUUGAGCGCUCUGGGGCCAGUUAAUGUAUGUACUUUUAAUUGGUUCCAUUGAUAAGAUAAUUCGUGCGUUUAUUUAAACGCAUAAGUGUGUGAUUGAUUGAUUAUUAAAAACAAAUUCGGAGCUUUAAAGUCGUUCACCAAUUGGUUGUGUAAGUUUAUAUAUUUUGGCGAAAAUCAAAUGAUUUCUUUAUUGUAUUAAAACACUUUGUUUAUAAGCACUACGAAGCCGCUAUCAAUGAAAAAGCGAGCUCUAACAUUUUUAUGAAAACUUAUGCUUCUUUGUACUUUAAUAAAAUGUAAUAAAAAUCGAUUUGAGUGAAAACUA
Molecule: messenger RNA, 2409 nt
Organism: Nasonia vitripennis (jewel wasp)
Lineage: Eukaryota; Metazoa; Arthropoda; Insecta; Hymenoptera; Pteromalidae
Gene: Prosbeta5
Product: proteasome subunit beta type-5
Exons: 7
Coding region: 59-901 (280 amino acids)
Cellular component (GO): proteasome core complex
Molecular function (GO): threonine-type endopeptidase activity
Source: RefSeq, a predicted model, not a curated record